UUGAGUCAUAAUUUCUCUAUUUACUGUCAGUUUGUGUUUUAUAUGUCUGUUUUUUUCUCAUUUUCAGCUUUAUUUCUGUAAAUGUGUGUCUCAUUUUAAUAGUUUUGUCUCUCAGUUUGACUAAUUGUUGUAGUUUUGUCUCAGUUUGUCUCAUGUAGAAUGUAGUUUUCAAACAUGAAAACCUGCUCUGACUGGGGGUUUGAGGCUCAGAGAUGAAACUGUAAAUGACUCCUUAGUUUUUCUUCAUAUUCCAACUCCCCCAUAAUCAGAACUGAUUCCAUCUGCUUGUCCAACAUUCCAGAUCCUGAAUCAGUGGUUAGAAAUCAGAGUGAAAGUGGUGGACGGUCAGUUUGUGGCUGCUGGAGGAAGCAGUGUGUUGAUCAGAAGCUGCAGUUUGUGACUCUGCUGCUCCUUCAGUCAGGUUUUAAUUAGACUCAGUCCAUUUGUUGGUCUUUAACAGGAAAAAGGUUGAAUGUUGAAAUAAUCCGUCACAUGAAAUGAGUGGGAAUCAGCCUGUAAAAUGUGCUCUUAUUGUGAAAGUCUGCCUGCUGCUUCCUCAUAGGUGGAGUCCUGACUGGUUCCAGGAAACAGAUCACCUGUCUGAGCGUCCAGGAGUGGACUGGAAACUUUCUUCUUCUUCUUCAGCGCUUUGAAUAAAGUGGAGACACGAUGACGUCAGAGGUGCUCUUGAACAUCCUGGAUGAUCUGGAUGAUGAUCAGCUGUCUAAAUUCCAGUGGUUCCUGCAGAAACCCAACAAUGUUCAAGGCCUCCCAGCCAUCACAAAGAGCCGACUACAGACACUAGACAGGUGUAAAACUGUGGAUGUGAUGGUGGAGACUUAUGGACUUCAGAGAGCUGUGCAGGUGACCAGGGUGGUUUUAGAGAAGAUCUCCAGGAAUGAUCUGCUGCAGAGGUUUCCUGCCAGCAGCUCAGGACCAGAAGAUGAGACUGUUCCGGUACCAGAACCACGUCCCAUCAGAUAUUACCAACAGAAGCUUCAGUCAAACUUCCAGGACACGUUUAAGGUUACAACAGAGGGGUGGGCAUCAGAUGAGCAGCUUUUUGUUGAUAUCUACACAGAGGUGUACAUCACAGCUGGCCAGGACGUGCACGUCAACACACAGCAUGAGGUCCUACAGAUUGACAAGGUAUGGAAGCCAUCAGACACAGAGACACAGAUCCAACCCAGAGACAUUUUCAAGCAUCCUUCUGGAAAAGACAUACCCAUCAGAACAGUGCUGACCAAUGGGAUUGCUGGGAUUGGAAAAACAUUCCUCGUGCACAAGUUUGUGUUGGACUGGGCCAAAGAAAGAACUAAUCAAGACGUGCAUCUUAUUUUCCCAUUCACUUUCCGUGCCCUGAAUUCACUGCAGGGAAAAGAGUUUGGUUUGGCAGAGCUCAUUCAUUUCUGUAUCCCAGAAACUAAAGACGUCACAGUGGAGGCUCUGAAUUACAUCUUUACAGCUCUGCAGUCAUCAGGAACCAGCAGCUACAAGAAGAGCAGAUUCAAACUGCUGUUUGUGUUUGAUGGACUGGACGAGAAUCGCCUUCAUCUGGACUUUGAUGUCAACAACAUUCCCUCCGUGGACGUAACAAAGUCAACUAAAAUAGAAGUCCUGCUGAGGGAACUUAUCAGUGGAAAACUGUUGCGUUCAGCUCGCCUCUGGAUAACCACACGACCUGCAGCAGCCAAUCAGAUCCCUCAAAACCUCGUCAACACUACAACAGAGGUCAGAGGUUUCACCGACCCACAGAAGGAGGAGUACUUCAGGAAGAGAUCCAGAGAUGAGGAGCAGGCCAGCAGCAUCAUCUCCCACAUGAAGACGUCACGAAGCCUCCACAUCAUGUGCCACAUCCCAGUGUUCUGCUGGAUCACUGCUACAGUUCUGGAGGAGCUGCUGGAAACCAGAGAGGGAGGAGAUCUGCCCAGAACCCUGACUGAGAUGUACACAGAGUUUCUAAGAUUUCAGAUUGAUCACACAAAAGAAAAGUAUGGUCCAAAGAAACGCAUUCAGUACAUUAAGUCAUUAGCUAAACUGGCUUUUGAACAGCUGCAAAAGGGCAACCUGAUCUUCUAUGAGAAAGAUCUGAGAGAAAGUGGCAUCGAUGUGAGUGAAGCCUCAGUGUACUCAGGAGUGUUCACAGAGAUCUUCAAAGCAGAGCGAAGACGGAAACAGGAAAACAAGGUGUUCUGCUUCGUCCAUCUGAGUGUUCAGGAGUUUCUGGCUGCUCUUCAUGUUCAUCUGACCUUCAUCAACUCUGGAAUCAGCCUGGUGGAAGAACAACAACAAACAACAUCCCAUUGGUCUGAAAUGUUCCAAAGUUACUCAACAGGUUUCUACCAGACAGUUGUGGACGAGGCCUUACAGAGUCCAAACGGACACCUGGACUUGUUCCUGCGCUUCCUCCUGGGUCUGUCACUGCCGACCAAUCAGAAUCUCCUACGAGGCCUGCUGACACAGACAGGAAGUAGCUCACAGACCAAUCAGAAAACAGUCAAGUACAUCAAGAAGAAGAUCAGUGGGAAUCUGUCUGCAGAGAGAAGCAUCAAUCUGUUCCACUGUCUGAAUGAACUGAACGAUGUUUCUCUAGUGGAGGAGGUCCAACAGUCCCUGAGAUCAGGACGUCUGUCCACAGAUAAACUGUCUCCUGCUCAGUGGUCAGCUCUGGUCUUCAUCUUACUGUCAUCAGAAGAACAUCUGGACGUGUUUGACCUGAAGAAAUACUCUGCUUCAGAGGAGGUUCUUCUGAGGCUGCUGCCAGUGGUCAAAGCCUCCAAGAAAGUUGUACUUAAUAACUGUAAUCUGUCAGAGAGAAGCUGUGGAGCUCUGUCCUCAGUCCUCAGCUCCCAGUCCUCCAGUGUGACAGAGCUGGACCUGACUAACAACAACCUGCAGGAUUCAGGAGUGGAGAGUCUUUCUGCUGGACUGGAGAGUCCACACUGUAAACUGGAAGCUCUCAGGCUGUCAGGCUGUCUGGUCACAGAGGAAGGUUGUGCUUCUCUGGCCUCAGCUCUGAGCUUCAAGACCUCAAAUCUGAGAGAGCUGGACCUGAGCUACAACCAUCCAGGAGACUCAGGAGAGAAGAUGCUGAGAGCUAAAGUGGAGGAUCCAGACUGUAGACUGGAAACUCUCAGGGUGACGCCUGCUGGAGUCCGAUGGUUGACACCAGGUCUGAGGAAGUAUUCCUGUCAACUCACAGUCGACACAAACACAGUAAACAGAAAACUCAAACUGUCUGACAACAACAGGAAGGUGACACAUGUGGACGAGGAUCAGUCGUAUCCUGAUCAUUCAGACAGGUUUGACUACUGGGAACAACUGCUGUGUAGAACUGAUCUGACUGGUCGCUGUUACUGGGAGGUCAAGUGGAGAGGAAGGGUUCAUAUAUCGGUGAGUUACAGAGGAAUCAGAAGGAAAGGAGACAGUGAUGACUGUCUGUUUGGAGGUAAUGAUCAGUCCUGGAGUCUGUUCUGCUCUGAUGUUGGUUACUCUGUCUAUCACAAUAACAGUCAAACAUCCAUCAGUUCCUCCUCAGUCUCUGACAGAGUUUCAGUUUAUGUGGACGUUCCUGCUGGAACUCUGUCCUUCUACAGAGUCUCCUCUGACUCUCUGAUCCACCUCCACACCUUCAACACCACAUUCACUCAACCUCUCUAUCCUGGAUUUGGGUUCUGGGGGUCCAGGUCUUGUUCCUCAGUGUUUCUGUGCUGAGUUGAGUCUCCAGAGUCUCCUCCUGGUAGAGAAACAGUGUUGAACAGAUAGUUGAGUCUCUCCAUGACUCUGUCCCUCAGAAACAUGUUUCCACAUUCAUGGAUUAAAUGUGUUUCUUUGUGAAAUCCUUCUAAAUGAUUCCUUGUAAACUUGUUCCUCUUCAAAGAUGGAAGUUGUGAUUAUUCCAGGAGCCAAAUGUGGUGUUUGCGUCUUUUUCCAGUCAAAUGUUGAGAGUGAAAAUCAGGAUGUGGUGUUUCCUCUGAUGCUCACUUGAACUAAAAGCAUUUGAGCUGCACAAAGUGUGAAAUGAGAGAGGAAGCAGUGAAUCUACAAACUGCUGACAGACUUUCACACAUUAUUGUCCAGUGAAAAUCAGGUUUUUGUGCAGCCAGACUUGAUCCUGAUUUGAGUGUUUCAGUCCUGUUCUAGUGAUGAAAUGAGAACUUCCUUCAUCUUGUGUGUGAUGGAGAAGAAUAAAGGGCUGUGGCUAAAAA
This is a messenger RNA of Amphiprion ocellaris (clown anemonefish), 4208 nucleotides long. RefSeq names its product NACHT, LRR and PYD domains-containing protein 12-like. Lineage: Eukaryota; Metazoa; Chordata; Actinopteri; Pomacentridae. Gene Ontology annotation, molecular function: protein binding. The record is from RefSeq and is a predicted model, not a curated record. The coding region runs from base 670 to 3714 and encodes 1014 amino acids. The transcript is spliced from 7 exons.